UCACAUUCAUAACCACAAGCAGAUAAAAACAGAUCAAAGAGAGAGAGAGAAAUGGAGAAUCGUUCUUACGAACCUGAGAAAACCGCCAAAGACGUCUCACUGCAGGAACUCAGAGACAUGCUCGAAGAGUUCGCUCGAGUACGAGGAUGGGAACAAUACCACAGCCCUAGAAACCUGCUCCUAGCACUUGUUGGUGAGGUCGGAGAGCUAUCGGAGAUAUUCCAGUGGAAGGGAGAGGUGGAGAGGGGGCUGCCAAACUGGAGCGCGGCGGAGAGAGAGCAUUUGGAAGAAGAGGUGUCUGAUGUGUUACUCUAUUUGGUGCGUCUCGCCGAUGUGUGUGGCCUUGAUUUGGGCCAUGCCGCUCUCUCAAAGCUCGUCAAAAAUGCCAACAAGUACCCUGUCGCCGCUUUCGCGCGCGCGCUGCCAUGAACUUCGCUCCCUUCUCUUUCGUCCCUUCGCUGCUUUUCUGUUUCUGUACUCGUUUCUGCUUCAUAUUGAUAUGCACGGAGAUCUGUCUCAGUUUACUCAUA
Messenger RNA from Cucurbita maxima (winter squash), 530 nucleotides. RefSeq names its product dCTP pyrophosphatase 1-like. The transcript is spliced from 2 exons. Gene Ontology annotation, biological process: nucleoside triphosphate catabolic process. Gene Ontology annotation, molecular function: nucleoside triphosphate diphosphatase activity. The record is from RefSeq and is a predicted model, not a curated record. The coding region runs from base 52 to 429 and encodes 125 amino acids. Lineage: Eukaryota; Viridiplantae; Streptophyta; Magnoliopsida; Cucurbitales; Cucurbitaceae.